AGAGGAUUCAGUGGUAGCCGUCGAGAUGGCAUUGGUUUAUUUGUCAUCCAAGACAGUUGACACUUGACAUGUUAGCUGUAGAGGCUAGGGAAGUGUCGGGGUGGGGUAAAUGGUCUGCACACCAGUAUGACACAGAAUGAGCAGCAGCCCAAAUUUUCAGUCAAGGCUGGAGUCACCACAGAAUGAUUUUUUAAAUUACUUUAGGUGCUGCAUGCGGUGGUUGCCAUGCUUGCAGAGCAGGCGCCAGGUGCAUCCAUCUGCAAGCAAUCUGGUGGAAAAUAAAUUCAUCGUUUUAAGCACACAAAAAUUGAUUAGAGUUAUCCAUAUGGACUAUGAGUCAAAAAUUCCACCCAUCAGAGACAGCCUUACAGGCAAUGUCAGCCAGCCAACUGCUACAAAUUCGAGGAACUGCUCUAAAAUAUUAUCACCUGACAGUGAGUGCAGUGAUUAUAAAAGGAGAAGUCAUUCAAUGAUAUCCAAUACUUCAGAGCAAUCAUCAGAGGAUUAUUGGUUCACUCAUUGGAGUAGACCACCUAAACCGACGGAUAGUUGCAACUGUUCUUUUAGAACAUCAUGGCGCUCCUCACUAAGAGAUUCCAGAUUUUCAGAUAUCCAGAAUGCACUAUCUGAAGUAAAAGAAUGUCUCCACUCUCCUCAAGAGGAAACUAACACUCAAGUGAUCCAGCCAACUACAGUACAUAGUUUUGCUAACAACCUUGUAGAAAAAAUUUUAGUUGAGGUUAUAGAUCAUUUGGCAAGUGAUGAGUCAAAGAACGGUAUUGCUGCAAAGACUAACAGAGCAUUUAAUAUGCAUUCCACUCUUCAUAAAGCUGAGUUGAAUUGUAGUACAAAAGAUCUGAUGUUUUCUUCAAAUGGUUGUGUGCAGAAUGGAAGAGGUGUUUUGAAUCCGUCUUUUGCUGAUCACCCUUCUGAUCCAGUUGUUGCAGCAUGCAAUGAUAUAAUUGGAUUGGAAGGCAUUAAUUUUAAAGUAAAUCGAUCAGAGCGACUUCAGCCUAACUUCAUCAGUUUAAAUAAGUCAGCAAAAAAAAUAUUUGAGACAAGGGAUUGUUCCAGCGAAUCUGCAGAACUGAAAAUUACUGACGCUGAAAAAUCGUUGAGUAACAAAGUAAAGGCAGUUGAGCAGACUGAUUCUCCAACUGGCAACAAAAUACAACCCCUAGCUGAAGAACCCCCCGUUAUCACUAGAACAGCACACUCUAAGUGUCAUCAGAAAUGCACCCACAGCAAAAACAAUAAAAGACUGAAACCACCUCUUUAUUUCCUGCAUGGUGCUGGCUCUUCAGCAGACAUUUGGUUAAGAGUAAUGAAACAUUUUGCUAAAAUGGGAUUUGAAGUUGUUGCUCCAGACAUGUUGGGUCAUGGCUACAGCUCUGCUCCUGACAGUCCAGCACUAUACUCAUUCAGUAAUAUACUGAAAGAUGCUGUAGAAAUAUUUGAUAAGUUCAUAAGUGAACAGCAGAAAUGUGUCAUCAUUGGUCAUGCAUAUGGGUGCAGCCUAGCUGUUGCAAUCAGUCGAUGCCGUCCUCAGCAAGUGAUCCAGCUUGUCCUAAUCAGUGGCGGAGGUCCUACACCCCUUGCUCCACAUACUGUAGACUGUAGGCCUGUAUCCAAUUCUGCGUGCCUAAUGAUGUGCAUGCAACCUCUUCUGAAAUGUGGGUUUAGAAGGAAUGUAUUGUAUUCUACAUAUGGGAAGCAUAUGGUGUCAUGUGAUGUUGCUGGCAGUGGUGUACCACAGUAUGUAUUGGACUACUUGGCACAAGGACAGGACUGGCCUGAAGGAGAUGCAGCAUUUCAUAGGCGUAUCACUAUUCCCACUCUCUUAGUUCAUGGCAUGCAAGAUCCUCUUGUUCCUCUUGUCCACGAGUGUGAGAUGGAAAGGACCAUUCCACGUUCUUUCCUUGAAGUAAUACCAAAUGCUGGCCACUUUGCUAUGUUGGAAACUCCUGAAAAGCUUAUCCACAUGAUUCGAUGCUUCAUUGAUUGGUGGAACACAUAAUUAAUUUUGAAAUUUCUGGCAUACAUGAAUGCAGAAGCAUUGCUUAUAUGUAUUACAAUUGUUCAUACAUUCCUUAUUAAUGAAUGUUACAUGUUAGUGCUUGAAUUCAGAGAUUAGGAAAGUCUAUCUUUCUCGCAUCAGUCACAUAUUGAAGUAACAUUUUAGUUUUAUUUUGUUCAAAAGCAGUAUUAGUAAGGCUGUUGUAUUGACAGAAGCUGUGUGUGUGUGUGUGUGUGUGUGUGUGUGUGUGUGUGUGUGUGUGUAUGUGUGUGUGUUUGUUUAUUUGCCGUCCUCAAUGUUGUUUAUGUUAUAACUUAAUUAAGUAUCAAAACAGUGGUUUCUGUUAAGCAUGAUCUUUGUAGGUUUUGGAAAUUAGACUCUCAGUGUUUCACUUACUUUGUUUCCACUUUAUAUCACAGACGAAUACUUACAGUCACAACUCUCUGGCGUGAAAGUUGUUACCUGUUUGACAGCUGGAGUGACACUAGCACUCAAAGUGAUGAGAAAGCAGAUAGUCGCAUCCAUCCUGAGAAUAACUUACUUUAUACUUAAUUAACAAAAUUGGUUUUUUCCUUCAUUCCAUGCAUUACUAUAUUACCAAUAGACAUGAAUUGCCAUGAAGUAAGUGUAAAAACAGCCAAAUCACACUGGUUCAGUGGCAUAAGUUACAGCUUACUCAUGAAGAAGUACUUUCUAAUAUGCUAUAUUUGCAGGUUACUCUGCUGAAAGCAAAUGAAUAUAAACACACACUUCAUCCAUGAGAAGUAUAUAUUUCUGUUGUUGUCUGUUGUCAUCAUUGGCACUUUCCAUGGUAAUUAAAUUUUUUAUAUAAUUGAGUGAUUCACCCAUUCUUACACUUCACUUGACUUCCUAAUGCACAAAUAUUUUUGUAAAUCUAAUUACUUUUGCCUCAAAAGUGAAUGUGUUGAAGAUUCUUGCCUUUUGUGGCUCAGGUUUAGCAACAAUUGUGGAAUCUGUUUCUUCUGUGUUGGGAAACAGUUUUAUUGCAUUUGUCGAUGUAUUAUCACAUCUGUACCGUUUUCCCUUAACAUGUUCGCUGCGGUCACCAGUGCGGGCCGCUAAUGCUCUAGGCGGACGCUUGUAAAUGGACGUGAGCUGAGAGUUGAAAUCAUAACCCUGCAAAACCUGUAAGUUCAUGUUGUGCAUGUACGUAAUGUUGACAGCAAAUAUAACGUCUGCACAAGAGGUGGUGCUAGAUACAGAAAUACAAGUACGCUUUAGCUGAAUGCCGAUCAUGUGUGAAAUGCUGCAUGCUGUCCGAUGCUUGUAAGUGUCGAUGCAUCUAUUGCAAGCAAUUCUAACAGUGCCUCUGAUUUAUUGAUUUUAUUCCAAACUGGAAAGAAAAUGCAGUUCAAACAACCAAUAAAUCUGCUCCAUUGAUAAAGAAUUAGUCAGAAAACACCAAAAGAUUUAUGAAACAGAGAAAAAGAGACAGGACUCGUCUGCAAUGUGGUGCUAUGGAAACCCAAUCCCAUAUAACAAAUGAGUUUGCAAGGUGUGGAGGUGAUGUUUUUAUAGCAAACCACAAAUAAGUCCACAUACUGUACAGAAACCUCAUGUUCUGAGCAAUCAGUGUAACAACAUUUUACUUGGUUAUCAAAUAAAACAAAUAUAAACACUUUACAAAUCAAACACAAAAGAUCUUCCUCUUAAGAUAUGACAUCCCAUUACAUUAUGGAGUGCAACUGUGCAGCAGUUCAAACAGGAUCCAGGUUUGUUUGAACACGUUACGCACAUGUAGGGCAUGUCCGUACACUUGCCCCAUUCCACACAAGUUGUACACUGCUUCCUCAUAACUUGCUUCUUCCCUUCAGUUGCAUCCCACUUUUGCACAGUGUGUGUGUGUGUGUGUGUGUGUGUGUGUGUCUUUACGAUAUUUGUUACGCACACCUUUUGUAACAUCCAUUUGUGGAAAUACUCCCUUUAUUAUUUGUAUUCUAUAACCAUACAACGUCAUUUUAUGCCCUGAGUAUUUAUUAUAUAGGUAAUGUGAAUUGAACAUUAGCAUGUCAACUACAUGGAAGAAUAGUUUCUUUGGCCAGCAGACAGUCUUUCUUUCACAUAAAUAGUACGACAAUACCUGGUCCUGCCCAUCGGUCCCAACAUACAGCUAUUAUAUUUGACACUUGCCAGUGGUUUUGAGACUAUUUCCUGGCAUGCAUUUGGCGCAUGUCUCAUUGUAGUAGGAUAUUCUGUGGAAAUAUAGGAGACCUCUCGUCUAUCCUUCCAUUUGCCGAUCAUUAUGCCAUCCGAAUAUUGUGCAAUGUGUCUCCUUUCCCCAGUUUUGCGCAUACCACAUCUUUAGGGGUAUUUCUUCUAUUUACCCUUAGUGUCCCGAUACAAUGUGUUUUAACAUUCAACAGGGUUUUAGCUAAAGCAAAGCUGUUGUAAAAAUUCUCUUCCAACAAAUGUAAUACUAUCCUUUCAGCAUGCCCUUUUCCCCCUCAUACCACCACACAUCCCCGUGUACACAGCACAUUUAUUUACGAAACUGUCUGGAUUGUGUAGCAUGUACAAUUUGAUGCCAUAUUUAUUCCUUUGGUUCUUUAUAUAUUGUCUAAAUGACAAUCGUCCCCUAAAGAAUCAUUGAUUCAUCUUCAGAUAGAUCCUUACCUGGAUAGUACAGCUGGCACAUUCUGUUGUUAAAAUAAUUCAAUAUAGGGCGUACCUUAUAUAGUUAGUCAUCUGGUUUUUAUUCUCCUGACUGGAUAGUUCGCAAAAUACAGUGAGCGUAAGAUGAGCAAAUAUCUGUCUCUGCCCAUACUCAUCACUAUUCCUCUAUAUUGAAACAGCGGGUCUUCCUUCCAGUAGUCUGUAAUCGGGCAUAAUUGACAUUACCCAUAUGUAAUGAAAUACCCAGGAAGACUAGUAUUUUUCCUGUACUUACAGGUUUCCAAUUACUAAUCCGAGAGCCCUCUUUCAUAUUUUCGCUCACAAACAUAUUGCGUGCGUUACUGUUUGUUUCAUCAACUACGAGCUGCAGUAUGUCAUCUGUAACCAGUAGCCUAAAGAAACCCAUUGGCGUAUUACCAGCAGGAUUUAUCUGCAAACAUUCUUCUUUUUUAAAUGGAUGAUACUGCACCCUAUGAGGUUCUUUAUCGUCAGCGAUUUCCCCAUCAUCGUCAUCCGUAUCGUCCGAUUCCGAACUGUUGCGAAACAUAUUCAACAGUUCUGCUUCCACACUGUCAUCACUAUGGUUUCUGCAGUCUCCAAAUUCCAACCACCCGCCUCUGGUCCAUCCCCUCUGAACUCAACAUCACUAUCUUCUAACACGCUCAGUAACUCGUGGUCAGUUAGAAGGCCCUGGUGUUGGUUGAUUCGCCGCCAUUGCAAACAAUGCACAACACAGACGACUAAAGACAAAAACACACAACUGCAGACAGGAAAACAUUACAUGAUAUUUCGUUGGUUGCUUGUACUAACACAAGUGCAAGCCAAACAAACCAAACUGAGUACUCAGCUAGCAAAUGCUCCGCUUGUAAGCAUUACCUGCACUGGCGUGUUGAUCGCAGAAACGCUUAUAAGCGUCAACCGCACUGGGGUGUUGAUCGUGGAAAAGCUUGUGUGUCAGCCGCAGCGAACGUGUUUAGCUACAGGCAAGGUGGCUUAUUUGGUGUUACAAAUAAUGUAGGUAUUACAUUCCAUAUAGGCUUCCUACAUUCCACAUUCAUUGAUUUGGCUGAAAGUGUAGGCAAAGAAACUCUGCUUUGUUGGACAGAUAUACAUUCUGCAACAGAUCAGAUCUUCAGGUGUUUACUGCCAAUUCUUCGUUAUUAAAGGAAAAAAACACUAUUCAAUAAAUUUCUGUACAUUACAAAAGACUCGUAAAUAACAUGUUCUGUGUAAUGGACCAUUUCAUACAUACCACAUCCUUGGAAAACUAAAGUGUGACAAAAAGGGGGUCAUUUUUUGGUUAUUAUCAAUUUUUAUGGCACUCCAUAUGCUCCCUAUUGAAAAAACUAUGUUACAAAUAAAUAUAAAUAUUAGUAUUUGCAUUCAUCUGAUAUUGUAUACAGAUGUAUUGUUUGAACACCUGGGGCACUGCUAUCACACAGGGUAACAAAAACGAGACGGAGUGUUGUGACUGUUAUGUUAGAAAGUGCUUUCUGUACUACCUUAUUUAUGCGAAGACAUAUUUCAGGUCUUCACCUCGUCUUCAAUUGGCAUAGUACCCUUGUAUCCUCAUUAUUAUUAUGCUAGCUGAAUUUUUAAUGUUGUAGCUGUCUUUUAUUAUGAAUUUUGUAACACAUUGUUUUGCAUUUACAUUCCUAACACAAUUACUUUUAGAUUCAUUGGUGUGCUGAUGCAACACCACUUUCACCUUGUGCCCUACAAAAUGCAAAACAAAUUGCCAGAUACAGAAAAAAGGCAGUUACAACAUUCAAAAUUCAGUUGACAUAAACUUGACGUAUCAGAACAUGGCUGUUCUUCUUUCUAUAUUUUAUCUGUGGUGUUUGCAGCUACAAUCAUUAUUUGCCCUUUGUAACUGUGUGCAUACUCAUAAAGCACAUAUUUAAUGAUGAGAAAGAUGCUAUAUUUUUGGUAGAUUGUAUGCUCCACUUCAGCUCUGUCUUUUGUAGCGACAGAUUAGUUAAUAUUUGUACACUCAAUCUAAUAGACUGAUGUCAUGAUGAUCUACACUCACACAUCAGUGUGUUGGAUAAAUGUGUAUUAUAUUUAAUCAGGCACAUGCAACUCGUACAACCCAGUAAGACUGAUGAUAGGAUGAGACAGGUUAGUACAGUAGUUUAUGUAAAGAAUUAGUGAUUCUCAAUACUCAUAGACUAUCAACAACUGCAGUACUAACAGAUUUUUUGUGAACACAGUUAUAGCCAUAGAUAUAUACCUCAAAAGCAAAGCUCUGUGAAAGACACAGCAUUGGUGUGCUUCAUUUUUACUUUGUCAUUUUACUUACAGCACAUUUUUAUUAUUGCUGCUAUUUACACUCACUUGUCAUUUUCCCAACAGCUUUUCUGUGUGUAAUCUUUUUGUUUUAUUAAUGUGUAAGUUAAAUAAUAUUAAACUAAAAGCAGUAUUCUCUGUAGCAGCCAAAAUAUGAACAAGACAUAUUUUUAUAUAAAAGAAUCUCUAGAUAUAUUACUUGCAUAUUUGUGAAAUGUUUGGUUUCACACCUAUGAAAUUUGUUGUUUGAAUUCAUGAAAGACUAUGGAAUGAGUAUUGUUAAUGAUAAAUGAAUGAGAGACUGA
This is a messenger RNA of Schistocerca nitens (vagrant locust), 7245 nucleotides long. RefSeq lists its product as uncharacterized. The coding region runs from base 137 to 2017 and encodes 626 amino acids. Lineage: Eukaryota; Metazoa; Arthropoda; Insecta; Orthoptera; Acrididae. Gene Ontology annotation, molecular function: catalytic activity. The record is from RefSeq and is a predicted model, not a curated record. The transcript is spliced from 6 exons.